Messenger RNA from Seriola aureovittata, 1534 nucleotides. It is a transcript of the gene atg4b, whose product is annotated as autophagy related 4B, cysteine peptidase. The transcript has 13 exons. Lineage: Eukaryota; Metazoa; Chordata; Actinopteri; Carangiformes; Carangidae. The coding region runs from base 63 to 1283 and encodes 406 amino acids. The record is from RefSeq and is a predicted model, not a curated record. Gene Ontology annotation, molecular function: protein-phosphatidylethanolamide deconjugating activity.
CUAUUGGUCCAGCGGGUCGGAGUGCAGAGAACAACAAACAAGAUAGGGUGAAGACCGUCGGGAUGGAUGCAGCUACCUUGACAUACGACACACUUCGCUUUGGAGAGUUUGAAGAUUUUCCUGAGACCUCAGAGCCUGUGUGGAUCUUAGGGAAAGAAUAUAAUGCACUCACAGAGAAAGAUGAGAUUUUAUCAGAUGUCACUUCACGACUUUGGUUCACAUACAGAAAAAACUUCCCCCCCAUUGGUGGGACAGGACCAACAUCAGAUACGGGAUGGGGAUGUAUGUUACGGUGCGGACAGAUGAUCCUGGGCGAGGCCUUGGUGUGUAGACAUUUAGGCAGAGACUGGAGAUGGGCCAGAGACCAGAAACAAAGAGAAGAGUACAUCAGUAUUCUCAACGCCUUCAUUGACAAAAAAGACAGCUAUUAUUCCAUCCAUCAAAUUGUUGUUCUUACGUCUCUAAAUGCUGCAGCCCAAAUGGGAGUUGGAGAGGGAAAGCCUAUAGGCCAGUGGUAUGGACCAAACACAGUCGCCCAGGUUCUUAAGAAGCUGGCAGUGUUUGAUACGUGGAGCAGAUUAGUGGUACAUGUGGCGAUGGACAACACUGUGGUCAUCGAGGAGAUCAAGCGUCUCUGUAUGCCCUGGCUGGAUAUUGCAGGAGAAGCAGAGGGAAUGGGGGAGCUCAACGGCUGCCUUGAGGGCGCAUGUGCCCUGGCUGAGGAGGAGACGGCUCUCUGGAAACCUCUGGUACUGCUCAUCCCCCUCAGGCUGGGCCUGAGUGAUAUAAAUGAGGCCUACAUUGAAACCCUCAAGCAAUGCUUCAUGCUGCCUCAGUCCCUGGGUGUUAUUGGGGGAAAACCCAACAGUGCCCAUUACUUCAUUGGUUAUGUCGGAGAGGAACUCAUCUAUUUAGACCCACACACCACACAGCCUGCAGUGGAGCCGUGUGAAGACAGCCAGGUCCCCGAUGAGACGUACCAUUGUCAGCACCCACCCUGUCGUAUGCACAUCUGUGAGCUGGACCCAUCCAUCGCAGCGGGUUUCUUCUGCAGAACAGAGGACGAGUUUGAUGACUGGUGUAUGCGCUUAAGAAGGCUGUCCUGCAAAAGAGGGGGCCUGCCCAUGUUUGAACUAGUAGACAGUCAGCCCUCUCACAUGGUCAGCGUGGAUGCCCUUAACCUUACUCCUGAUCCCCUUUCCUUCGCAGAUUUCUCAGACUCGGACCGGUUGGAGCGGUUCUUUGACUCAGAAGACGAAGAGUUUGAGAUCCUCUCCCUGUGAGGAACAUAUGAACAAUGAUUUACUGUUCUCGACAGCAGGCGAGAGACUCUGUCUCUUCUUUGUAUCAGAAGGGAAGCCUGAGAGGAGGAACAUUAUUUGGAGACCUCUUGAGCCAAUCCAGCUCCAAUGGUGUAGUCAGUGUGUCACACAGUGUUCUUCAACCUCUGAUUGCUCUGUAUCCAACAUUGAGACUGCCUGGUGGAAGCCGUAGCAGGAGCUCAGGAUAAAUUCUGUAUGCACAUCUUCACAUA